Messenger RNA from Oncorhynchus mykiss (rainbow trout), 3804 nucleotides. The record is from RefSeq and is a predicted model, not a curated record. Lineage: Eukaryota; Metazoa; Chordata; Actinopteri; Salmoniformes; Salmonidae.
UAGUUUGGAAACAGCAACAGGACAACAUGACCUAAAAUGCAGUUCCAGCAGAGCCACCACUGAAGAGGAGAGAUAGCAGAGCCACCACUGAAGAGGAGAGAUAGCAGAGCCACCACUGAAGAGGAGAGAUAGCAGAGCCACCACUGAAGACGAGAGAUAGCAGAGCCACCACUGAAGACGAGAGAUAGCAGAGCCACCACUGAAGACGAGAGAUAGCAGAGCCACCACUGAAGACUAGAGAUAGCAGAGCCACCACUGAAGAGGAGAGAUAGCAGAGCCACCACUGAAGACGAGAGAUAGCAGAGCCACCACUGAAGACGAGAGAUAGCAGAGCCACCACUGAAGACUAGAGAUAGCAGAGCCACCACUGAAGAGGAGAGAUAGCAGAGCCACCACUGAAGACGAGAGAUAGCAGAGCCACCACUGAAGACGAGAGAUAGCAGAGCCACCCCUGAAGACUAGAGAUAGCAGAGCCACCACUGAAGACGAGAGAUAGCAGAGCCACCACUGAAGAGGAGAGAUAGCAGAGCCACCACUGAAGACUAGAGAUAGCAGAGCCACCCCUGAAGAGGAGAGAUAGCAGAGCCACCACUGAAGAGGAGAGAUAGCAGAGCCACCCCUGAAGAGGAGAGAUAGCAGAGCCACCACUGAAGACGAGAGAUAGCAGAGCCACCACUGAAGACUAGAGAUAGCAGAGCCACCACUGAAGAGGAGAGAUAGCAGAGCCACCACUGAAGAGGAGAGAUAGCAGAGCCACCACUGAAGACUAGAGAUAGCAGAGCCACCACUGAAGAGGAGAGAUAGCAGAGCCACCACUGAAGAGGAGAGAUAGCAGAGCCACCACUGAAGACUAGAGAUAGCAGAGAGACAGAAUCUGUCACCAUGCCCUGCUGUUCCAGCCCUCUAACCCUGCUCAGGGACUCUCUACGGUGCCAGAGACAACAUGACAAGGACCUCCGGACCCUGGUCUCCAACCUGCCCUACCAAGGUCUCCCCAAGACCACUAACCGAAACUUCCCUGGCAACUCCAUCAAGACCACCAAGUACUCUUUCUGGUUCUUUAUUCCUCUGAACCUCUGGGAGCAGUUGCACAGAUUUGCUAACGUCUACUUUGUGGGGCUGGCCUUGUUGAACUUCGUGUCUGCUGUGGAGGCCUUUCAACCGGAGGUUGCUCUGAUUCCUAUAUGUGUCAUAUUAACCCCGACGGCUCUGAAGGAUGGAUGGGAGGACUACAGGAGGUAUCGGUCUGACAGGAGGAUCAACUAUGCAUCCUGUCUGAUAUACAGCAGGAAGGAGGGGGACUUUGUGGAGCGUCGUUGGAAGGACGUGAGGGUAGGAGACUUCGUGAAGGUGUUGUCUAACGAGAUCCUCCCAGCUGACCUGUUGUUUCUCCACACCUCCGACCCUAACGGGGUGUGUCACGUUGAGACCGCCACCCUGGAUGGAGAGACCAACCUCAAACAGAGACAGGUCGUCCCAGGACUCUACACACAGGAUUUUCCUUUUAAUCCGCAACACUUCAACAGCACAGUAGUCGUUGAAAAACCCAACGACAACCUCAAUCAUAUCAAAGGUUACAUAGAGACGGCUGAUAACAGGAAGUAGGGCUUUGGGAUUGACAGUCUGCUGCUGAGGGGGUGUACCGUCCGAAACACAGACCACGCAGCUGGGUUCGUGGUGUACGCAGAGUCUAGGAACAUGCUUCUCUUCCUGAUACCAGACAGCCAUGGUCAUCUGGACCCGCCCCCUCUGUCUAGCUUCUACAUGUUCUUGACUAUGAUCAUACUACUGCAGAUCCUGAUUCCCAUCUCCUUGUACGUAUCCAUUGAAAUUGUGAAGGCGAGUCAGGUGUUCUUCAUCACUAACGACAUAGACCUGUAUGAUGAAGAGACAGACAGCAGAGUCCAGUGUAGAACCCUCAACAUCACUGAGGACCUGGGACAGAUUCACUACGUCUUCUCGGACAAGACUGGUACCCUCACAGAGAACAAUGGGAACUGUAAAGAAACAGAGGUGGUGCCAGACAGAAAGCUACUUCAGCGUGUUCUGAGAGGUGGUGGUGACGGGGCAGAGAGACACGCCCACUGCCGGGAAACAGAUCUCUACCUGGACUUCUUCUUGGCUCUCGCUGUCUGCAACACGGUGGUGGUUUCCACGGCAACGCAGGCUCAGGCUCAAAGACGGAGACUCUGUCUCUGCCACUCUCUGUCUCUGUCUCCCUCUGACUCUGUCUCUGUCUCUACCCCAGCCAACAUCCCCAGACCUGGGCUGGUAGUGGACAUUGCUGAUCAGCUAUGCUACGAGGCAGAGAGUCCAGACGAGGCAGCCCUGGUGUACGCUGCCAAGGCGUACGGCUUCACCCUAUUGGCCCGUACCCCAGACAGCAUCACAGUGAGAUUACCUCACGGACAAGAGCUGACCUAUCAGGUGCUGGACACCCUGACCUUUGACCCCAUCAGGAAGAGGAUGUCGGUGGUGUUGUGUCAUCCAAUCACCAGGGAGAUAGUGAUGUAUACCAAAGGGGCGGACUAUACAAUGAUGGAGCUUUUAGAGACAACUUAUGCAGAUAACAGAAUGGAGGGGAGCCAGAACAAUACACCUGCAAGCACUCAAAAACACCUUGACUGGAACGCCAAGGAAGGACUACGGACUGUAGGGUACCUCUGUUUGGCAAAGAAGGUGCUUAGUAAGAAGGCCUAUGAGGACUGGUCCCUGGUGAGACAGGAUGCUGUGGCUGCCAUCAACAACAGAGAGGAACUCCUUAUGGAGACAGCAAUGCACCUGGAGACACACCUCACUCUGCUAGGGGCCACGGGUAUAGAGGACCGUCUGCAGGACAGUGUUCCUGACACCAUCAUGAACCUGAGAGAGGCAGGGAUCCAGGUGUGGGUUCUGACAGGGGACAAGCCCGAGACGGCCGUCAACAUCGCCUACGCCUGCAGGCUGCUGGACCAAGGAGAUCUAGUUAUCAACAUGAGAACCAACAACAAGUUCCUGGGCAGCCAGGGCGGAAAGCUGCAGCUCCGAUUCCCAGACUACACUGUACAAAACUUUGCCACAGAGACGCUGCUGGGCCUCCCAGAGCUGUACAGGAGUGGCCAAGGGUCAGAGGGAUAUAAUCCCUUUACAUUUUGGAUCGCCAUGCUGGACGCCUUCUAUCAAAGUCUGGUAUGCUUCUUCAUUCCAUUUUGGACCUACCAUGGAUCAGACAUAGACAUCUACACGUUUGGAACUCCUAUUAACACUGUGUCUUUAUUCACAAUCCUUCUGCAUCUGGCCUUAGAGAUCAAAACCUGGACUGUAGUCCACUGGGUGAUCAUGCUGGGUAGUGUAUCUCUGUACUUCAUGGUGACCCUGGUCUACAGUGCUGUGUGUAUCAGUUGUAAUCCACCAUCAGACCCCUACUGGAUCUUACAGCAGCAAAUGACUGACCCCAUGUUUUACCUGGUCUGUGUCAUCACUACUGUGGUCGCCCUGCUGCCCAGGUACACAUACCGUGUGCUGAUUAACACAGUAGCCCCCUCCCCCAUCAUACGGGCUAGGCAUCUGGAGCGACUGGACCCCACCACCAAGGAACAGUGGAUCAGGGAGUGGAGGGGGCUCAGGGGAGAGAGCAGAUGGGGGGUGGGCGCCGGAAUAGACCCAGAAACAGGAGCCUUCUCUGGGCAAUCAAUGUCACCACUGCCUCACCAUCAUCCACCUUGGGACUCUUCUCCUCAGAGCACAGUUCAGGUUGAACUCCAACAACAACCAAUUGAGACAUCACAGAAAGUGACAUCAUGAUGAACGUCAUCACCAAGAGAU